GAUCCAUUGCUAACUUCCCAACAUGUUGACGGUAAUGAGUCGUUUACCACAAUACUGGAAGAUUUGGAUUCAAUCCGAGACUUCGACAAUCGAAGUAGGUUGUUUUGGACAUGAAGCCAGUUUUGUGGCUAAAGAUAAUAUGUAAAAUACACAGCUUUAUAAAUGCAAUAUUGCUUUUGUUUCAUGUGUUUAUUUACUUGACCCUUUUCUAGACCAUUCAACAUCUACCAUUGAAUCGAACAGGCAUCAUAGAGAAACUAAUCAAAGUAAGUUGAACAAGCAAGUUAUAUUGUGUGAUUCUAGUGGUGUUUGAGUUUGUUCUAAAAAUUUGGUUAUGCGGUACAGUAUAUAAUACGUCUGUUAAGGCAAGAGAAGAUUUAGUGUAGUAUAUUGAAAUGAAGAAUCUCACUAUCUCAACCAGAAAUCGAACCUAAGGUCUCCUAAUCAACACUCUGAGCUGCAGUUAUUGUACUUAUGAACCUCGCCAUUACACUCAAAUCUCUACAAGAAUACGUCGCAUUUGCACAAGUAGUUCAGUAAUCUGAGCUGACAGAGUGUCAACUUGGUCCCUUCAGGUUUGACUCCUAGUUUAGGAAGGUCAGAUUAUUCAUUCUUUCGCGUUAUAAGACUAUACCGGGUGACGCAAAAAAAUGUUCCCCCCUCUUUGACCUAUUGUAAUUAAAAAAACUAAAGAAGCCAUCUUAUUCAAAUAAAGUUUAUUGAAUGCAGUAAUGUCUAACUUAAAUUUUGAUGUAUACCUUGCACAUUUCCAUAAACGAUUAGCCGAGAUAUAGGCGUUUACAGUCAAGGUGGCGUUUUUGGAAGAAGCGAAAAAUGGUCUAUAACACUAUAACGUUAUAAUACCAAUAACUUUACUGUAAUAAUUUUUGCAGAUUUCCAAACGUCUGUUUUGAUGAAACUGGACUCGAUUAUUCAGAAUCAGAAGGAAAUUCUUGUUCACUUGCGUCGCCAAAAUUUUGGAACAGAAAAAACAUGCGAAGUAGAAUUGGAUAAUUCCCUGGCCAAGCCAAUGAAUACAUUGGAAGAAAUGGAGGUGCUUUGUGGCAAAUUGGAACAAGUCGCGUUCACUAAAACAUUGGUAAUUUUGAUUAUAACCCUUUUUUCCUGCUGUGCACUCAAGAUUUUCAUUAUUUUUUUCAGGAUGACGAGACCAAAUUAUUGAAUUAUUCUGAAUGCACACAUUACGCAUUCAUUGUGUACUGUAGUACAGUUAGUUUUGUUUAGAUUUCUCUGAUAGGGAAUAUUGGAUUCUUAAUGUAUAUCAACAGUAGUUUAGUUUCUAUUGUAAAAAUUAAAUUAACUUAUCUCUUUUUCUUUAAAGGUGAAUUAUUUCGCGGCACAAUGUGGACACACCUGUGGGGACACUGUUCGCCGAAUUAUGGCAAAGCUUGGGACAAACAAGCUGUGGUCCUUAUUUAGUUUUAAAGGCCGGAAAGGAAAACAAGCUUUUAAAAGUUUGAAGUUGUGCAAUAUAAUUAUAAGUAAGUAAUACUCAUCAUUCAUUUGGUAUAUAUAGUUAGCAUUAAACGAAGAUUGGAGUAUAUGUAAAGCAUGAUAUUAUGGAUUAACCAGCCCAAUAUCAUAAUAAUAUUUCUAGUCCUCUGCCCAGUUCUUUAUAAAUAUUUGUAUUAUAACUGGCGAAUAUCAACCAAUAAAAGAUAGAAUGAAGUUUUAAUGAAUAACAAUGACUUUUCUCUUUUAUUUUUAAUUAUUUUUAUGAAUUAAAAUUAUUUAAAAUUCAUUUAAAUGCUCUGAAGAUGUUGUAUUGUGAAGAAGAAAACCAGUUAACUAAUAGCUAGUGCAAUCGCCUUACUAAUAAUAUUGGUAUAUUUUUCAGAGGCCUGUAUGAGGAGCCACCAGAAAGCCACCGAACUCAGUGUUGAAGAGCACAUCUCAGAGACCCUGAAGCAUGCUCCAAACAAGCCUGGUGGUUCAAGAUAUCGGGUAAAUUUAGCAUUUUGUUUACAGUGUAACCUACAUUACUAAGUCAUGAUAUACGUUCUGUGAUAUAUCGUGUGCGUGCGUGUGCGUGUGUGCACGCAUGCGUGUAUAUAUUUAACAAUUAUUCACCGAAGUGGAGGUGAAUGGUGCAAGAAUAAUCGCAAAGACGCGAUGUUUUGGCACUACCCACCUCCCGAAUAUAUGCUAAAUCGUAUACAUCUAAAUAUUGUUUAAUACGUUUUUGUUCAUAUAGGUCGUGGACGAGUCUCAAGAGAAAGAGAGAGAUAAUAUUUAAUAGGAAUUAUGUUUUGUUUUUAGACUUGUAUAAAUGUAGCAUAUGUCAGAAUAAAUUAAAGGAUUUUAUUUAAAAUGCAUUGUAUGUGUCGUUUUAGUCAGUACGCUCCAUGUUUCUUGUAUCUUUUGGAUAAACUUUCCAUUUCGAGUCACAGC
Paramuricea clavata is the source of this 2412-nucleotide messenger RNA. The record is from the annotation of a GenBank genome assembly. Lineage: Eukaryota; Metazoa; Cnidaria; Anthozoa; Malacalcyonacea; Plexauridae.